AUGCCUGACGACUCUGGAACAUCGAACGAUAGAAACAACAGUAAUAAUUUACUGAAUGGUUCUGACGAAGAUUCCAACAAUAGAAGAAGAAAUGAAGAUAACCAACACAGUCAUAGCAAUCGUAAUGAUAGAACUUCUGCCUCCCAAAAUUCAUCUUCCAAUAGAAGUAAUUCCAAUAGGCUGCAUCGUUUGGACUUUGGCAUUUUUGAUAGAUUUAUGGAUACAUUUUUACGAGGCAGCAGAGGAAGAAACCAUAAUGUUCGUGGGCCUUCACCUGUAAGAAAUGAUAUCAGUGAACAACUAACAAAUGAAAACAAUGCCAGAGAUCAACAGGGACAAUCAGAACAAUCAAGCCAACGUUUACUGUCGGAACCACCUAGUUCCACUUCUUCUGCAAGUAACAGAGACGAAGAAUCUGAUCGUGCCAUAAUCAUAACUGUCAACUAUGUAUUUUCAGAUGAAAAUAGACCAGCUGUACCAAACAGAUCAGGGUCUUUAAUUAUGUCCUUGCCGAAUAAUGCAUCGAAUCGUGAACCUAGUGUGAUUCAAGAAUUUAUCCGUUUGGCCACUCAAAUGGCGUAUUCAUCUAUUGUUACUGGUCUCAAUCGCGAGAGAGGAACCACUAUAGAAAAAUUCAAAUCAUUUGAUAAUGUAAAGUUACAUGAUUUGGGCGAAAAUCAAAUUUGUUCAAUUUGUUAUGAGAAGUUUGAGGCUGAAGAAGAAGACGAAACGGUAUCUCACAAGAAGAGGCGUCUUGUGGAUGAAACAUCGCAGACAACAUCAAGUUCAUCAAAUGCCAGAAAUACCAGAGAGGGAGAAAGCGAAGAAGAACAGCCUUCGCCAUCUAAUCCGUCACAGCCAGUGUAUUUAUCUGAAUAUGUUGGUGAGUUUAAUCAUAGUGCUGUCAAAAUGCCUUGUUCUCAUAUAUUUGGUAAAGGUUGUUUAUGUGAAUGGCUUAAACUACAUACCACCUGUCCGUUGUGUAGAUUUUCCGUUCUGGAGGAAACUACACCAGAAACUGAUACAAAUGAUAGAACCAACAAUGUGUCAUUUUUCACAAUACCUGCUGAUGGUAAUACUAAUCCCUUGGGAAAUGUCACUGUUCAGAACAAUUUCAGUAAUGCUCCUUCGAAUGACCAACCUCCACCCCGAGUGCAUUAUUUUGGCUUCAGUCCAAUCCCAUCACCAGGUUCAACCACACCGUCACUGAAUUCAAGGUCUAAUCCAAUAGAGACUCCAUUGAGACGUAUAUUUCGAUCUACAAGAGCACGUCGAGAACGAGAGGCAAGACAAAACCAAGAAUCAAAUGAUUUCCCGCAUAUAGAUCCUUUUGCAUUUGACUAUCUUAGAAAUAGGUUAGCAACGAGUGAUAGACAGCCAGAACCACUAUUUCCUUUUGGUAUGAGUAGCAGAAGAACUGCCAAUGGUGUUGAAACGACACUGACAGAUCAAGUAGGGUCUGAAAGUGAAGACAAUUUGAACAUGAGAAGUCUUUUUGAUGCUUCUCCCAUGCCAGAAGCACGUCGAAACGAAGAUGAUACAAGAGUUGGCAAUGGUAGAUCCAGUAACGAAACCACCAGCAACAAUGAAAGUUCUACUAACAUUUCACAUGGUGAUGGUGAUGAUGUGGACAAUUUAUGA
Messenger RNA from Candida dubliniensis CD36, 1641 nucleotides. Its product is annotated as ubiquitin-protein ligase. The record is from RefSeq and is a predicted model, not a curated record. Gene Ontology annotation, molecular function: ubiquitin protein ligase activity. Bases 1 to 1641 code for a protein of 546 amino acids. The transcript has a single exon. Lineage: Eukaryota; Fungi; Ascomycota; Pichiomycetes; Serinales; Debaryomycetaceae. Gene Ontology annotation, biological process: protein ubiquitination. Gene Ontology annotation, cellular component: cytoplasm.